AUGAGACUGUGGGUUCCUAAAGAUGAGCUUGCUGCAAGUUCACAACUCAUUAAGCCUUCCAAUAACAAGUCACAUUACUCGAGUUACUACAAAUUUCCAUCAAUUGACUUGGAGUCUCAGGAGUUGGUAGCAAGGCUAAGUGCUGAAGAAGAAGAUCGCCUAAACAUGGCCGCAUCACAAGAUGGACAACCUGAUGCAUUGAAUGAAGAGGAGAGCAUCCCUGAAGAGAGACAGAGAAAUUUCUUGGGGUUAGAGAUGAUAGAAACGGAAGAGGUCAAGAGGUAG
Messenger RNA from Microthlaspi erraticum, 285 nucleotides. NCBI's taxonomy places the organism in Eukaryota, Viridiplantae, Streptophyta, Magnoliopsida, Brassicales, Brassicaceae. The record is from the annotation of a GenBank genome assembly.